AUGGCCCCUCAAGAUACGUUCAUUGAUGAAGAAGAUGACACUUGCCCCCUCUGCAUAGAAGAAUUCGAUCUUUCGGAUCGGAACUUUCGUCCAUGUCCUUGCGGAUAUCAGAUUUGUCAGUUCUGCUACAACAAUCUCAAGAACAACCUGAACGGACUAUGUCCCGCAUGCCGACGGCCUUACGACGAAAAAGACAUCAAGUGGAAGGUGGUCACACACGAGGAGGAGGCUGAAUUCAGAGCCAACAUCCAGAAGAAUCAGAAGAAGCGGGCGUCGGAACAGCGCCAGAAGGAAGCCCAGAGGCGCGAGGCCGAGAAAGAGAAUCGCAAGAAUCUCCAGGGUGUCCGCGUCGUACAGAAGAACCUCGUCUAUGUGACGGGUCUGACGCCUACCGUACGCGAAGACGAACUCCUCAAGACGCUUCGCAAGCCCGAAUUCUUCGGCCAGUACGGCAACAUCCAAAAGAUUUCGAUUAGUAAUCGCAAGUCUGCCGAUGGCCAGCCCCAAUCCCUUGGUAUCUACGUAACAUUCGAAAAGAAAGAAGACGCAGAUCGGUGCAUACUCGCCGUACACGGCUCGCAAAACGGCGAUCGCGUUCUCAAGGCGCAGCUUGGAACGACCAAGUACUGUUCAGCGUGGCUCAGGCACGAGCAAUGCGGAAAUCGCCAGUGCAUGUUCUUGCAUGAGCUGGGUGACGAGGAGGACAGCUACUCGCGGCAGGAUCUCUCGUCGUUGAACAGCGUCCACACGCAGCGCCCGCUUUCUAAUGCGGCCUCGUCCUCGCGCUCUGCGUCGCGCCAACAGAGUCACCCGAUCGGCGGUUCGCAGCCCAUGGUUCGCACCUCUAGCAAAGAAGGAUCGGACGCCGGUGAUGGGCCGGCCUUACCAGCCUCGGCCAAUUGGGCGCGCACAACCCAGCAGCGAAGCAGAAGGGGUAGUCACGCUACGAGCGGUGCUGCCUCGAGCCCCGCUAUAUCGACCUCACUGCCCGUUGCUGCUGCAUCUGCGCAAGACUCCACUGAAGCUGCAGCAGCUGUAGAGGCGCCUAGCUCGCUGAGUCGAAAGGCUCCCGAUAAGCAGCCUGCGACAGACACGCCGGCCAAAUCCGGUCCCGUCAAUACGAAAGCAGCGACCGAAAUAAAGCCAGAUAUGCUUGAUUUCAGCAUCGUUAUGAAGAUCCUCGCCGCCUGCCCUGAAAGCGUGUUUCUACCGCGCAGCCUUGACGACGAUUCGUACCCGCCUCUCUUCGACGUCAAUGGUGGAGCGCGGAGACGUGCCUUGAGGGAUGAGGAGGAGAACCGUCUGGGCGACCACGAGGAGCCAGUAGAGAACCUCGAGCCGUCUGAAGGCGAGCCUGAAAGUGGUAGUCUUGCUCUCGGGGGGGAGCCUGAGGAUAGAGAUCAGGGUCGCGAAAGCGGCCGCUACGAUCAGAGACGAAAUCUGCCACAGCCCCCAAUUCAACGAACCAAUGCAAACGAGCUGUUCGGACCUAGUUUGUCCGGGUACGGUCAGACUUCUUCGGCGGUCGGCUCUAUUGGCGGUCGUACUAUAACGCCGCAACAGCAGCUCUUUGUACGACCACAGGGCAGUUUCGCUGACCAGAUGCCGCCGGGAAUCUCUCAGCCGUCUUCCUUGUUCCAGGGCCAGGGGCACACUCGCCAGCAGUCGAGGUUCAGCUUCGCGAAUGAGAGCAGCUCCAGCUCGAUCAACGUCAAGUCAACUGGCGACCCUCGAUACAUGGCGCAGCAGUCGUCUAUGAUGCCGUCAGCGUACCGUUCGCAGCCAGGAACUCAGUUGUAUCCUUCGUCGAUGCCGGGGCCUCCCCCCGGACUCAAGUCGGCUGGCACCACGCCUGUGAAUGGCGGGAUGUUUGGUCAAAGUCAUUCCUUCGGAGGAUCGGCGUUUGGCGCAGCAUCCAAGGACACUUCGAGUGAGCUCCUGCAAUCCAUCAUUCGUGGAAGGGGUGCGGGUGGCAACCAGGCCCACGAUGCGGCGAAGCGUGAGUACUUUUCUUCUUUUCAUAACCAAUAUCCACCCUCCACAUCCUCCACCCCAGCUCCUGCUCCGGCUCCGGGCCUCCUGGCAUCGCUCUAUGGUACCCAGCCUGGAGCUUUCCAAGAUUUCGGACCAAAGCAGAAGAAGAAGGGGAAGAAGCACAGACACGCUAACACUUCCUCCUCUGGGGGGAGUGGCUUAGUAGAUCUUGCGGACCCGAGUAUCCUGCAGGCGAGAAUACCGCACCAGCAACAGGGGAACAGCACCGGAGUCGGACAGGGGCUGUAUGGUGGUCAAACCCAAGAUGAUGAUUUCAUACCCUUCGACGAAGUCUCCUCCUCUGUCGACGCGCUAGUCGCGGAUACCGACGGGCCGGAGGAGCCUCAGAUUCCGUACAUACCGGAUGACGGACGGGCGUCGGUGCCGUCGGUGCCGUCUGGGCUGGGCCUAGGCCCCCCGCAGCCCCCGGUGCAAGCUGCGGAGAGAAGCUCAACGCCUGUGCCCACCAGCCAGGCGGGUCAGAAUACGGCGUCCUCGAGAUCGCCGGCCAUCCCGCGGCCCGUAACCCCACUCGUCUCCAGGAUCGGCAUGAAACCGACUGUCCCAGGUAGGAAAGAGAGCGCUUUGGCUGGCGGAAGCGAAGCGAAGAAGAACAUUAAGGAACUGGCUGCGAGGAGUGGCCUGUCUCAAGACAUCGCUUCUCAGGCGUCCAAGUUAGCGAAAGGGAAGAGCGUUUUACACGAAGAAGAUUUCCCGGCACUCGACUCUGUUAAAGCGAAUUCACCUCCCAAGGUAACUCCCGCAUUGCCGUCAAAACCGCUUCCACCUGUGAAGGCACCUCAGGGCAGGAAGGGUGCCAGCGAAGCAGUAGCUAAACCUCCUUUGGAAAAGGCCGUCGUCAGUCCCAGUAGAUCCGAAAAAAGGCCGGUUCCGGGCACUCUUGACAUCGCGGCAGCCACCAAGGCUACCGCGCAAGCCCGCGUCAAUGGAGUCACCAGCGAACCCGAUAGGUCGGUCGGUCAAGCUCAUGCUAGUGCCGGCCAGGCUCAGAAAACCCAAGGGUCCUCCAAUCUGCCCACACCCACGCACACUACGGCAUCCAUGUCGUCCCCCGUCACGAGGGCGGCUCCUAAGACACUCCGCCUCGUCCACACUCCGAAGACGGAAAUGCCGCCUAUUCACAUUCCCCCUGCGGCUGCCGCUUCCAUCCGAGCCGGUAGCAUAGCCAGCUCCGCCAAUCGACCCACGACACCCACUAGCGAGGCCAUCUCCGACACCGCGUCCAUUGUAAGUGCGUCCGUCUCGGUGUCCCGAACAAGUUCCCCUCCUCCCUCGAAGGGCGGCUCAGCAUCGGUGCGUCCAACGACGAAGAGCCAGCAACGCAAACAACGGAAGGAAGCUUCGAAGGAGGCCGCUGCACAGAUCGCCGAAUCCAAGCCGGUAGAACAAGAGGUGGAGAUUGCCCCUAUCCUCGGAAGGAAGAAGAAACAGAAGAAGGAGAAGAAGACGACCACUGUGAGUCGCCCCGACACACCAAGCAUCCCGGAACCGCACGUCGAUGCCUCGGUGUCCCAGAAGAACACCGUCACGACCCCUACAGAUUUGGGCGAGAAGUCUAUCAAAGGCACCAAGGGCUCGGCACUGGCGGGGGAGUCGUCUAAGGCCGGAGAUCAAAAGGGCAGGCCGGCCAGGACCCCCCCAAAGAGCCCGGCGACGAUCGAUACAUCCAUAAAGUUGAAUGAGUCGACGAAAACUACGGUCCUCACUCCUGACUACGUCAGUCACGGUGCAGAACCCAAACCGGAGCAGCCUGUGGACGAGGACAUCGGCGAGAUCCCUAACCUCCGCGACGUGUUUCGGGCCGUCAUCGAGAGCAACGGCUUCCCCGAUGCUGAAGGGAUCAGCUUCUUCAAGACGGUCCAAGGCUACCGCUCAGAUUCGGUUGGAAAUAUGCCGGCGGCCCUGCCACCGACGCUGAAGGCAAUCGUCACGAAAGACGACGAAGACAAACUCAAUGCAUUCCAGCCCGUUAGGAAAGUCGUCAACGAGCACACGGUGCUCCUCACUCCGAACGGCGAUUGCUUGCUCAACCUGACGCAGGACGAAGCGGACCUGUUCCUCGAGCUGCAAGACCGCCUCAGGGCCGACAGCAUUCGCCCCACCGCUUUCUCGGCGCCACGGUACGCGCCCGCGGCAGGCUUUAGCCUCGUGAAAAACCGCGCUGUACCCAACGGCACACCGUCGUACUUCCCGUCAGGACCAGACAACUAUCCGAGCGAUCCCGUCGGGAAGAUGCACCGUGAAGAAGCCAUCAGUUGCAUCAACCAGCACGUCCUCCCGUCCCUCAACCUCAACAACUACAAGGCGACGGGGCUCAAUUCCAAUUCGGGGAAGAAUGUGAACCUACAGCAGUUGGCGCCAUGGAUGUACUCUUCUGGUGAGACCUCGGAGGACCAGAGAAAGAUGUUCCCCGGCAGAACCAGCGAUGAGUUCAGCCACAGUUCGGCGGGAAGCAGCACGGCUGACGGCGUGUACGCCGGCUAUGACAACGCCAGCGGUGGCCCGUCCCCGUCGAUCGGCAGCACGCCUCUGAUGAGCGUGGAAGACGCAGAGAGCGCGUGGACCCAAGCCAAGAAGCAGCACGAGGUGCUGGACAAGAAAUUCCGACAGCUACAAGCUAAGAACCGACGCCUGGUCGGUCUCCAUUGA
Messenger RNA from Durotheca rogersii, 4704 nucleotides. RefSeq lists its product as uncharacterized. Gene Ontology annotation, biological process: protein ubiquitination. The transcript is spliced from 5 exons. Gene Ontology annotation, cellular component: CCR4-NOT complex. Bases 1 to 4704 code for a protein of 1567 amino acids. Lineage: Eukaryota; Fungi; Ascomycota; Sordariomycetes; Xylariales; Xylariaceae. The record is from RefSeq and is a predicted model, not a curated record. Gene Ontology annotation, molecular function: RNA binding; ubiquitin-protein transferase activity.